AUGGAUACUCCGUCCCCAAAAUUUCCGCCCGCGGCCAGCACUGGCCAACCCACCCUAUCUGCUGGGGGCGUACAGAGAAGUCGACAGCGCGCUAUCGCAGCCUGUCUGACAUGUCGUCGCCGAAAGGUCAAAUGUGACCACGGCCAACCUACAUGCUCACCGUGUCUAAGAGGUAAUCGGGCUUGUUCAUACGUCAACUCGCAGUCGAAUCCGCCUCCGGCUGCUGCUGGCGUGGCCUCUACGCGAACAACAGGCCGGAUACCACGAUCUAACCUCCGUGCUGGCCAGGAUGAGAUUCGAAAUCGCCUUGAAAGACUAGAGAGAUUGCUAGAACGGGCGAUAUCUGGCGGUAACAACCUCACGCACUCUCCUGAACCGCAGACUGACCAACUUCGUGGCCUUCAAACACCUUCCAACAUCGAUCAGGGAUCCGCUACAUCUAAUACAGCAGCACUCAAUCCAAAACGUGAAACCCUUUCGGCUGAUGGCUAUGAUGGUGCUCUGCUCUUGGAAGCUGAAGGCGGCCAAUCUCGCUGGGUGUCAUCUCUCCAUUAUGCCCUCCUGGCAGACGAGAUUCACGAUGUCAAAAUGCUCCUUGGAGACCGUGCUUCAACAGAAAGCCCCUCCCCUCUGGAACAGACUAUUGUCCCAUUCCCAUUUUCCGCCGAACUUUCCACGGAUAGUCUUGCGGUGUGGGCGCCUAAGACAGCUGUUGAAUGCGUUUUGCUGUUAGAUAUUUUUUACUCUAAUGUAGACCCUGUGACGAGGCUAGUUCAUAAGCCUUCUCUUGGGAAACGAUUCCGUCAAUAUACCCGGGAGAUAUAUGGCAUCGGCUCCAAUCUUUCAACGGAAGAUAGUAUCACAUCAGCAUCUUCCCCUGCGAUACAUACAUUUGAACCUCUCGCGCUGGCUAUUUUUUAUUCUGCCAUUAAUAGCUUAUCUCCCGAAGCAGUUCAAAUGCGUUUUGGUGCUGAUAAGGGGUCUCUCCUUGCUAAAUUUCAAAGAGGAGUCGAGUAUGGCCUUGGAAGGGAAAGCUUCCUAACUACCCCUAGAAUUGAAGUCCUACAGGCUUUUGUACUUUUAUUAACUUGCCAGUCUCGAGAGGAUGACAUGUCAAGGACGUGGACCUUACUAGGACUUGCAAUGCGGAUAGCCCUUUCACAAGGCCUUCAUAGAGAACCCUCGCUAUUCCCCUCAAAUAAUAUGGAUGUUGUGCAGGUCGAAAUACGCCGUAGGCUAUGGCAUCAGAUAUGCUACCUAGAUUUUCGUUCUGCAGAAGGCAGAGGCCAGGAACCUACCAUAGCCGAUGAGGACUAUACCACUCUUUUACCACGAAAUAUUAACGAUGAUAACCUCGUUGAAGGUGAACACUCGGUGGUAGGGACGUAUUCACCGCCUGGAUUCACAGAUAUGACGGGUCAUCUAAUUCGGUUGAACGGAAUUCACUGUUUUAGGAGAAUCAUCCGAAGCACAUAUGGGCUGGAACGACGGCUCAAAUCGUCAAUCAUUAAUGAAAGGAACAAUGUAUACCCUGUUACAGAACUUCAGUCAUUAUUUAUUGAAGUCCGAAAUAUGGUUGAUGAAAUGACUGCUCACUUACAAACACAUUAUCUGCAGUAUUGUGACCCCAAUGUUGCACAUCAACGUUUGGCUCUUGGUCUCGCUGCUGUUAUUGAAUGGCGAUGCUGGUCUAUAUUUUGGUUACGGACUCCAAAACAAUACCGUGAGGCAGUUGUAAAUCCGGGUAUCCGAGAAUCCGUUUUGACAAAGUCUAUUAGCUUGGUUGAGAGCAUGAAUAUGAUGCCCGAUGAUAAAGAUGCUGAGAAAUUCCAGUGGCAUAUCGGCGGACAUGCCUGUUUCCAGGCAAUUAUGCAUAUUGUAUCUGAGCUUGGGACCCCGGAAUUCCAGGCACCAGCCCACCACUCGCUCCGAUCCCGUGCACUAACUGUCUUGAAAAGGACGAUGGAUACAAGGGGACUGGAACCUAGUUCUACAUGGAAUGUUAUCAACCGAAUUAUCUCUAACUGUUUAGCUAAGAAUACCAAUACCCCCCGCGGCUUAUCUUCACCUCCGUCGAAUGAUCCCUACAAUCUAUAUCGAGAAAAUGUGGCUUUGCCCCAGACACUCCAAGAGUCUCAGCUAUCACCACAGAACCCAACAACACAAGAGCUACCAUUCCCUUCAAUGUCUGACCUGGGAGGUCUAGAUAUGCAGCAUCCAUCUUUGUGCUUUGACUGGGGAUUUUGGAAUUUCGACCCCACUGACCUCACUUCAUGCUGA
This is a messenger RNA of Nannizzia gypsea CBS 118893, 2280 nucleotides long. RefSeq names its product fungal specific transcription factor domain-containing protein. Bases 1 to 2280 code for a protein of 759 amino acids. NCBI's taxonomy places the organism in Eukaryota, Fungi, Ascomycota, Eurotiomycetes, Onygenales, Arthrodermataceae. Gene Ontology annotation, biological process: regulation of DNA-templated transcription; DNA-templated transcription. The record is from RefSeq and is a predicted model, not a curated record. The transcript is spliced from 5 exons. Gene Ontology annotation, molecular function: DNA-binding transcription factor activity, RNA polymerase II-specific; DNA binding; zinc ion binding.